Messenger RNA from Papaver somniferum (opium poppy), 2243 nucleotides. RefSeq names its product ectonucleotide pyrophosphatase/phosphodiesterase family member 3-like. Gene Ontology annotation, cellular component: vacuole. The record is from RefSeq and is a predicted model, not a curated record. Lineage: Eukaryota; Viridiplantae; Streptophyta; Magnoliopsida; Ranunculales; Papaveraceae. The transcript has a single exon. Bases 338 to 1801 code for a protein of 487 amino acids.
GCUAACCAAAAAUUAAAGUAAACCCUCUCUGCUACAAAGUCCACCAAACCACCAUUUGUUAACUUCAACAGCAACCUUUGAACAACUGAACACACCAAACCUUUCAUUCUACUCAAUCCCAUCUACUCACUUCUUCUCUGUACAUAGAGAUCAGACUGGUUUGAGGAAUCCAAAGAUCUCACUGACAACCCCAAUUAAUCAUCUUUCACUCUCCAAAUCUAAUUCCACAGAAAUUGGAGCUUUUGAUUGCUGAAAUCUACACAUCAGGUAAUCCCCCCAACCCCAAAAAGUUUCAAUUUUUAUUCAAGAUCAUAGAUAGAAGAAGUUAAAUCUUGUAAUGGGGGUGUCUUCAUUUUCAAUUGCAACUCCACCAAACCCAAUUGAAGAAGAAGAUGAAUCCCAGAAUUCAUCUCUUCUCUCAUCAAACAAAACCCAGUCUGUAAAUCAAUCUCAGAAUCCAAAAAAGACAAUCUUUUUCAUUUCUUUGAUAAUCAUAACUUGUAUUUCAUUAUCAGUUGCAAUUGCUUUUGGUUUCCUUUACUACUCUUCAAUUAAAAAUGUCUCACCUUCGAAAAGUGUCUCACCUUCAAUGGCAGAAACAGCUAGACCAUUAGUCAAACUCAGUCAACCAGUAGUUCUAUUGAUUUCAACUGAUGGGUUUAGAUUUGGUUAUCAAUUCAAAACCCCAACACCUAAUAUUCAUAGAUUGAUUCAUAACGGAACUGAAGCCGAUUUGGGUUUGAUUCCAGUUUUCCCAACUUUGACAUUCCCUAACCAUUACUCAAUUGCUACUGGUCUGUACCCAGCUUAUCAUGGCAUUAUCAAUAAUCAUUUUACGUAUCCGGGUACCGGUGAGACGUUUUAUAUGGGUAGUCAUGAUUCUAAAUGGUGGUUAGGUGAACCUAUAUGGGAGACUGUAAUGAAUCAUGGUUUGAAAGCUGCAACUUAUUUUUGGCCUGGUUCCGAGGUAAAGAAAGGUUCAUGGAAUUGUUCUGCAGAUAUGUGUAAGCAUUUCAAUGGUUCUGUUGCAUUUGAAGAAAGGGUUGAUACUGUUUUGAAGUACUUUGAUUUGACGUCUAAUGAGAUACCCAGUUUUAUGACUUUGUACUUUGAGGAUCCGGAUGCGCAAGGUCAUAAAGUUGGUCCAGAUGAUCCGCAGAUUACAGCAGCUGUUGCUAAGGUUGAUAAAAUGAUUGGUAGGUUGAUAGAUGGGUUGGAAAAGAGAGGUGUGUUUGAAGAUGUUACCAUAAUUUUGGUUGGUGAUCACGGAAUGGUUGGUACAUGUGAUAAAAAGAUUAUAUAUGUUGAUGAUUUAUCACCGUGGAUUGAAAUUCCGCCGACUUCUGUUCAAACGUAUACGCCAGUGUUGUCUAUGUAUCCCCCGCCUGGUAUUUCAGCUGCAGAUACUGUGGCCAAAAUGAUGGAGGGCUUGAAAUCGGGUAAAGUUGAUAAUGGGAUGAACAUGAGAGUCUUUCUUAAGGAAGAUUUACCUGCUCGACUUCAUUAUGCUGCAAGUGAACGGAUUCCUCCAAUUAUUGGUUUACUUGAAGAAGGAUUUAAGGUGGAACAGAAGAAAACGAAGCGAAAAGAGUGUGGAGGAUCUCAUGGUUAUGACAAUUCUUAUUUCUCCAUGAGAAGUAUUUUUAUUGGUCAUGGUCCUCAGUUUGGUAGAGGUGUAAAGGUUCCAUCAUUUGAGAAUGUUGAAAUUUAUAAUUUGAUUACUUCAGUUUUGAAGAUCCAAGGAGCUCCAAACAAUGGGACUGAAUCAUUUUUGAAAUCCAUUCUUUUGCCUAGUUCGUGAAAUUUUAAGCAAGCGGAUGCUCCUUGAAUGAUGUUUUUCCGCUGUGAAAAUUUUGAUAUCGAUCUCCAGGUCUGUGUAAACAGGUUCUAUUCAUUCUAGUUAGAUGCUGAGUUGCUGCAAUUGCUGCUUCAUCUAUAUAUGCACCCUCCUCGGUGCCAGUAUGGUAUGUUAUCAAUUAAGUUUAAAACUUUAAAUCCAUUCUACAAAUAUUUUGUAAAAUGGGUGGUGAAGCAUUACCAAAUAGAAAUGAGAUAUGUAUGAAACGUAAGAUUCAUACUUAGUUUUCUUAUGAGGCCUAUAGGUAUACUGCACAAUGAAUAUAUUCCCAUUUAUAUUGGCAAACAUUGUAUUAGCCGCCAGGGAUAUACUUCGUAAUUUCUAUCCUGUAAGAUUGUUGCACAAUUUGUGUAAAAAACUAUGAAUAAAAUCACAAUUUGCCGGA